AUGAAUUUUACACAUAAAUGCUUUCUAAUUGGCACUCUAUUGGUGGGAGUUGCCAUAAUUUUGGCCGUUUCGAUCGCUCUACCGAAACCAGACAACUCCCGGGAAAGUGAACCCGUUUGGGGUUACCAAUGUGUGAACGAUCGCUGCGUUAAGACGGCCAUCUCCGAAGCAUCGUUCCCGCGCGACAAAGCCAUCAGCCUUCCCGCGUGUCGUCUGUUCUGUGGUUCUGGUGCUGGACUGCUAUGGCCACAACCAACCGGUGAGCUGCGGGUAGGCAACGAUCUAGCACACAUCGAUCCAGAACAGGUGUGGUUCGAGUGGAACGAAAAUUUCCACCAACUGACAAACCUGUGGGAAACGAACCGGGAACGAUUCCGGAAGCAGCUAAAAACGAGAGCCCAAGGAAAUGCGCUUAAAACGGGCGGGAAAGCGUUACGCAUUAAGCUUGACGUUGAAGACGAUUCGCUUACGCUCGAUUACAAAACAGACGAAAGCUAUCAGCUGGCAAUUGGGAAUGGGCAAAACGGUGAGCUUUUAGCUGCGAUAACUGCCAAAACGUUCUUCGGAGCACGUUACGGACUGGAAACAUUGUCCCAGUUCGCUCUGUACGAUAACAUUCGCAACGAGCUGCAGAUGAUUGCUUCGGCGAACGUGUCCGACUCACCCGCCUACCCGCAUCGAGGACUAGCGCUCGAUACGUCCCGGAACUACAUCGAUCCGGAAUCGUUGCGCCGUACGAUCGACGGUAUGGCUAUGGUAAAGCUUAAUGUUUUCCACUGGCACAUAACGGACUCGCAAAGCUUCCCGCUGGUAAUAAAAUCACGCCCGACGCUACACACGUACGGUGCAUAUAGUCGGCGCGAAGUAUACACGGCGGAAGAUGUCCGCCAGCUGGUACAGUACGCCCUGGAGCGUGGAAUUCGUGUCAUACCAGAGUUAGACGCACCGGCACACGUUGGCGAAGGAUGGGAAAAGCUCGGUGUGACGGCAUGCUUUAACUAUCAACCGUGGGAAAAUUAUUGCGUGGAGCCACCGUGCGGUCAGCUCGAUCCAACCCAGGACGCGGUAUACGACAUCCUGGAGGAUGUGUAUCGAGAGAUGAACGCCAUGUUUAACCAUUCGGAUGUGUUCCAUAUGGGUGGUGAUGAGGUCUCGAUCCGUUGCUGGAAUGCUACCGGAAGCAUUCAGCGCUGGAUGAAUGGACAGGAAUGGGGCUUGCAAGAGGCAGAUUUUAUGAAGCUGUGGAAUUACUUCCAAACGGAGGCAUUGAAUCGAUUGGACAAAACACUUCCCGCGAGCGAUAAGCAACGGCCAAUCAUUAUGUGGACUAGUAAGCUUACCGAAUCGCCCUACCUGGAGCAGUAUCUGGACAAGGAUCGUUACAUCAUACAGGUCUGGACGACGGGCAACGAUAGUAAGGUGAGCAAUCUGCUCGAGAAAGGGUACCGCCUGAUCAUGUCCAACUACGAUGCACUCUAUCUGGACUGUGGCUUUGCCGGUUGGGUUACGGACGGUAGCAACUGGUGUGCACCGUACAUCGGCUGGCAGAAGGUGUACAAUAACGAUCUGAUGGCGAUCGGUGGACCGUACGCACAGCAGAUACUUGGUGGUGAGGCGGCCCUAUGGACGGAACAAUCGGACAGCCACACGCUCGAUAACCGUCUGUGGCCGCGGCUGAGUGCACACGCCGAACGGCUCUGGAGCAAUCCACGGUCCGGGUGGCAAAUGGCCGAAUCGCGGAUGUUGCUGCACCGUGAACGACUCAUUAUGGCGGGUAUUGCGGCGAACAGUAUUCAACCGAAAUGGUGCCUACAGAAUGAGGGCAGCUGUCCGAUCGGUGGCGAUGGCGGACGGUCGUAA
Anopheles maculipalpis is the source of this 1860-nucleotide messenger RNA. It is a transcript of the gene Hexo1, whose product is annotated as chitooligosaccharidolytic beta-N-acetylglucosaminidase. The coding region runs from base 1 to 1860 and encodes 619 amino acids. The record is from RefSeq and is a predicted model, not a curated record. Lineage: Eukaryota; Metazoa; Arthropoda; Insecta; Diptera; Culicidae. The transcript has 2 exons. Gene Ontology annotation, biological process: carbohydrate metabolic process; glycosaminoglycan metabolic process; ganglioside catabolic process. Gene Ontology annotation, cellular component: membrane. Gene Ontology annotation, molecular function: beta-N-acetylhexosaminidase activity.